GAUGCCGGAGAGGGAGGCGGGGACGGAGGAGCCUCACAGGCCGUGGCCUCAGCCUGAAGGUGGGGGUAGCGAGGGCCCGCUGGAUGUGGAGCGGGCGCUCCUGACCAUCUAUCUCACCCACUUGCUUUACAUUUACUACGUGUUUGUCAUACUUUAUUUGUGCUGAUUCUGACCUCAGUAAUGACCGACCAGUCCGCUCUGCUCCUCAGGAAACAGCUGGCAGAACUAAAUAAGAAUCCAGUGGAUGGAUUUUCUGCCGGAUUAAUAGAUGAUGACGACAUAUACCGAUGGGAAGUUGUCAUCAUUGGCCCGCCAGAUACUCUUUUUGAGGGUGGAUUCUUCAAAGCUCACCUGACUUUUCCAAAUGAUUAUCCUUUGCGGCCGCCAAAGAUGAAUUUCAUCACAGAAAUCUGGCAUCCGAAUGUUGGCAAGAAUGGUGAUGUGUGCAUUUCAAUUCUGCAUGAGCCUGGUGAGGAUAAAUUUGGUUACGAGAAACCCGAGGAACGUUGGCUACCCAUUCACACUGUAGAGACUAUUCUCAUCAGUGUCAUCUCUAUGCUAGCUGAUCCCAACAGUGACUCGCCUGCUAAUGUUGAUGCUGCAAAAGAAUGGCGAGAUGAUCCUUAUGGUGAAUUCAAGAAGAAAGUUGCUAGGUGUGUAAGAAAAAGCCAAGAAAUGGCAUUUGAGUAAAUUCUUCCUCCAACUUUGUGGAGUCAUGAAAGAGAACAUACCUCUUUUUUUCACUGGUCGCUGCCCAUUACAUAAUGGAUGGCAGCCUGCAGCUCAGAAUUCUACGCUGACAUGCUUGGAUACAAAGAAGCCCUCUCCCCAGAGAGAAGUGCCCACUGAGAAGAACUGUGGCCCUGCAAUUGACAUCAACAAAAAAAAGUUUAAAAUACCUUAAGUUUCAUCUGUUAUUUUCUACUCCUGCCAUGGAUUAUUUUUACUUGUUUAAGUACAUUUUGGACUGCUGGGGAAUUUGUUGUGUUUAGCGAGGCUUAUCUUUGCAUUUCUUAAGAUUGCUGCUGUGUUUGCCUAAAAGUAAUUCACUGAAUCAUUAAGUAGCAUUUAAACUAUUUCUAGAUCACCAAUUUUGCAGAAAAAUCAUCUAGAUACAGUAAUAGUUCAGGGCUCAGGGUAAGAAGUGAUAACGCAAAAUACCUUCCAAUUUCCCAUUUAGGACAUUUUGGUGCUGUAGCAAUUUCAGGAAAUGCAGAGGCAGUUGACAUUACUGCAUUUGCCAUAUAUUUGAAAAUUAUAUGCAAGACUUAUUUUUAAAUAUCUAUACAUUUAGAAUAUUAUAAGGAGCCAGUUGAGAUGUUAUUAGCUGUUUUUCUUGCUAGAAAAUAUGACUGUAAAACUAUUCAUCUUUAACUCUUUUACAUUAAUUCCAUAUUUGAUCUGAGCCUAAUAAACCAAAUUUAUUGUAGAAAAUGGUUGUGUCACUAAUGGUUCUGUCUGUCAUAGUCAUAAAAUUAUGAAUAUUACAAGACAGCCAAAACAAGUGGCAAAUGCAGUUAUACAAACUCCAAGAUUAAUUUGGAAUUCCACUAUUUUAAAAUUCAAAUUGAUUUUGGUCUGUCCAAAUGAAAAACUAAUAAUCCAAAACACUGACAUUUGAACUUAAAAUUAAUUAUUUACUUAAAAACUGAUUGAUACUGCAACCAGAAUAUCAGCUAGAGUUGCAGGGUUCUUGUUUUUUCUGCAGUGUACCAGCUUAAUAAUGCUCUUGCUUUCAAAGCUGAUGGUUUUGGAUUUUGAAUUUGAACUCUUGUAGUCUACCUUUUUGAAGACAUAAGCUACCUUUUCAGAGCACCAUCUGAGGCAACGAUGUACCCAAAGGAUCUUUAAAUGUAAUGCUAAUUUGCAAAACCAAUUACUUGUUUACAGCACAACAGGCCAAUUGACUCAACUGGUCCAUGGCAGUGCUGUAUUUCACCAGUUCAAUUGGACUUUUAAGAUUGCAUGAUAUUAUUUGAAAAGAGAAGCAUUCUAGCUAUUAUUUCUCACUGAACCAAUACUACAGUUAGGUUGAACAACUAUUUAUUGGCAUUUGAAACUGUGCUUAUGCAAAAAGUAGGCUCCCAUAUUUGUUACACCAUUUGUCCCUUAUUAUUUGUGCUCUCAUUAAUGAACACUCAGCUUCUCCAUGAACAUUUACUUUAACCGUAACAUUUCUGAGGAAGGAACUGCCUUUAUCCUAGAAUCUUUUCUACUUGCAGAAAGAGGUCUAGCUGUUGUGGAAAACAUCAUCUUUUUCCAAGUUUGUUGAUACCAUUAUCAGAAAAACAGAAUUUGCUCUUGGUUCUUAUGUCUCUUGAUAAUUAUUCUCCCAUCACUCACACCAUCCUGUGUGUUCUAAGAUUUUAACAUCUAUUCUGCAAAGCAAUCUUCAACACUUGAAGUACUUCAUGGUAAGACCAAUUUAAUCAAAUUUAUUGUACAACUUUCCUCUGCUCAUCACUGCUAUCAUAAAUCAAAACAUUAUUGGCCUUGUUCCUCUCUGAAUCUAUCUAGAGUCAUUUUGAUUAUUGAACUGAAACCCUGUGUCACUACUCAUCCAAUGAAUGUGAAUUCUUGUUUGACUGUCCAAAAUGUAGUUUUACCUCUUAAUAAAUUACAUCUAGCACAUAUCAGCCCUCAUUUUUGAGUCCUAAAUGAAAGCAUAAAGAUGCCAGAAAUACAAAUUUGUGCAAUAUUUUGAGAAACAACAUUAAUGUUUCCAGUUGACUGACUUUUCAAAAUGCAUCCAGCAAUGAACCCAGGAAUCCAACUGACAUUGUUACUCAAACUCUGUUUCCUGGCCAGUGUCUGUUCCAUGCUGCUGCAUUUCCUAUUGUACUUGUCUAUAUUUUCUUUAAAAGCAGACCUCUUGAAAAUGCUCAUUGCUACAUCCACUUCAUUUUUAUCUAAUCACCUUACAUAAAAAGCACUAAGUUGAACAUGACUACUUACUGAAUGUGUUGUAUGUCCUUGAUUAAUUCAGCCAUUUCCAAAUGCUUUCUAAUUUGAUCAUGAAUUAAGAAUUCAAGAGGUUGCUCAUAAUGGCAUCAGGCUGUCUUUAGUUAAUUGAUUUUUUUGUCCUUGAACUAUUCUUACGUUCCAUGCCACAAUUUGCAUCGAGCCCUGAGCUUUUGUGUCAACAACUAAUUUCUUUUGUACAGUUAGGAGUAUUCUGUCUCCUCUGUGUGCAGUCUUCCCACCAUUUGUGCACUCUGCUGCACAGUAUUUGUCAUCAUCUCUAUACAUCUUUUUUUCUCAUUUACACUUUUACCCCGAGCCCUUUUCAUGGAGUCUAUUUAAGAAACCUCCUAUUUCUAGUUUUGAAAGAAGUGAUCAAAUAAGAGGGACAUGGUUAACAAAAAGUUGAGAUGUAUUAAAGAAUACCACUGUUAGGUAAAAGCUUCCAGUGAUGAUAAACUUUAUCUCAGGAGAUUGAGAAGAUAGUUAAGAUGGCUUUAAACUGGAUUGUGUAAAGUACUGUGGAUUACUCACUGGUACUAAGAGUGCCAAUAGCACCAGGCAGUCUAAAAAAAUCAGAACUAGUCAUUACUUCCAAAAAUAAUCUUUUAGCAGCCAGUAUUUUUUUUAAAACAACCCUACAGGAGAGUGUUUGCCCAUGGAUUAAACCCUCCCAGAUUAAACUAAACACAUCUGGGAGAACCGUUAGUACAAGACCAGGUCAUAGCAUUGAGGCAUAAUAGGACCACCACUAAUUUCAGUGAAUUGUGCAUUUCUCUUCCCACUGUUGGUCACAGUGCCUUUAGUCGCCUAGAUCAACUAUUGAGAUCUCCUUCCCCAAAACCCAUCACAUCCCUCAAGAUCCUUAAAGCUUGCCUUUUUGACCAAAUGUUUUGGUUAUUUCUCCUUUCACAUGCUGUUAGUCUUCAGUACACAAAUGAAGCACCUUGGGAUAUUUUCCACAUCAAAAGUUGAUCAUAGAUGCAAGUUCAUUAUUUUUCUUCUAUUCCAAAAGGAUUAAAGUGUAAGGAAUAUGCUUAUAUUUGCUCAAAUAAAAUGGGUACAUUUAAUUCUUAAGUCUUAAAAGUAAAAUUUACAAAGCCAGCACCGGUUUCUAUUUUUUUAAAAAAUACAUCUACAUGCAGCAAACCUAUUUACAAUUAUCAAGUGUAAGUGACUAAAGUGACUGUUACUCUGAACACUCAUGUGCAUGUAAUCUUAUGAAAUUUACCUGGAUAAUGAGGAAUAAAGCUUUUGUUGCAAGGA
Molecule: messenger RNA, 4227 nt
Organism: Pristis pectinata (smalltooth sawfish)
Lineage: Eukaryota; Metazoa; Chordata; Chondrichthyes; Rhinopristiformes; Pristidae
Gene: ube2g1b
Product: ubiquitin-conjugating enzyme E2G 1b (UBC7 homolog, yeast)
Exons: 6
Coding region: 181-690 (169 amino acids)
Biological process (GO): proteasome-mediated ubiquitin-dependent protein catabolic process; protein polyubiquitination
Molecular function (GO): ubiquitin conjugating enzyme activity
Source: RefSeq, a predicted model, not a curated record